Molecule: messenger RNA, 2372 nt
Organism: Paramisgurnus dabryanus
Lineage: Eukaryota; Metazoa; Chordata; Actinopteri; Cypriniformes; Cobitidae
Gene: pou2f3
Product: POU class 2 homeobox 3
Biological process (GO): regulation of transcription by RNA polymerase II
Cellular component (GO): nucleus
Molecular function (GO): RNA polymerase II cis-regulatory region sequence-specific DNA binding; DNA-binding transcription factor activity, RNA polymerase II-specific
Source: RefSeq, a predicted model, not a curated record
CACACACAGAGAGAGGCAGUGUGGCACGCAUGCACUUAUUCUCAAGCUUUUCGAAGUUUGCCAUCUGCCUAUUGUUGUUUUAUGCAAAAAGUCAGAGUCUGGAUAGGACGCACCAAGGGCCUUAUGCAAAUGAUAUGUCUAUCGGAUGGUGUGGGAUACUGAAGAGGUAACUACUCCUCUACUAACCCACUUUGCUAAAUGUCUAAGUAUCUGUGUACCUUUGCGAGACAGGGUUUUUGAGUCAAUUUCUCACAGAAGACUUUUGGAAAGCGAUCGAGAACGAGGGAUAUAACUCUGAAAGGACGUUUACCUGUCACCAAGAUAUUAAGAUGAGCACCGAGGCUGGCGAACACACAGAUUCUCAGCACGAUCAAGCUGAUAUUGAACAAAAUGGGAUCGACUUUACCCGACAAAUAAAGACGGAGAACCUGAACGAUUCACCUCACUCUGGAUCAUCACACAAAACAUGCCAUCUGACUCAGGGAUCACCAGUGCCUGGUGGGCUUACUGGGGAGCUACCCUCCCUGCACCCUCUGCCCCAGCUCGUCCUGAUGUCUGGAUCUCACCUUUCAUCUCCUUCAUCAUUUCUCCUUUCUCAAGCCCAAUCCGGACACCAAGCACUGCUACAGCCCAACCUGCUUUCCUUGCAAUCACAGUCACAGACGGGACUCUUACCGCAUCAGCCAGGUCUCGCUCUCACUCCUCAGGCAAUGGGCAGAACGGGUCUGGGUGGCUCCUCUAUGGAUGGACACCUAGACAUGUCUCACUUACAGGUGCCUAAACAUGUGGGAUCACCUCAAGAUGAACCCAAUGACCUGGAGGAACUCGAGCAGUUUGCUAAAGCCUUUAAGCAGAGGCGCAUCAAACUAGGAUUUACUCAGGGUGACGUGGGCCUGGCAAUGGGAAAGCUUUAUGGAAAUGACUUCAGUCAGACUACCAUCUCACGCUUCGAGGCUCUCAAUCUUAGCUUCAAAAACAUGUGCAAGCUCAAACCAUUGCUGGAGAAAUGGCUGAGCGAUGCAGAAAACUCCCCAUCUGACUCCAUGUCCAGCCCCACCACCUUACCUCCACUUAUGGAAGGAUACGGGAGAAAGAGGAAAAAGAGAACAAGCAUUGAAACCAACAUCAAGCUUACACUAGAAAAACGCUUUUUAGAUAACCCAAAACCAAACUCGGAAGAAAUCACACUGAUCUCAGAGCAGUUAGCUAUGGAGAAGGAAGUGGUGCGAGUGUGGUUCUGUAACCGGCGUCAGAAAGAGAAGAGAAUAUACUGUCCAGUAUCAUCCUCACCUAUAAAGUCUCAUGCCUACAAUCCUCGUCUGCCUUCAACUUCCCGAUCAUUCAGUCCACUUGCCUCUGGAGGUGUGUCAUCAAGCUCCUCCCCCAGCAGCCCCAGUCGAGGCUCCUCCCCCAGCACUCUCUCCACCACAUCCAGUCCGCUGACAUCACAGGGGGUCAACCAGACGUUCAACUCUACAGGAUCCUGGUAUCGCUGGAACCCUACAUCAUACCACCACUGAGAAACAGCUUACAUGCAUCCUGAGGCAACAACCACUCGCUUCAAAACUUAUCAAACCAGACAGUUCUCUGUGAAAGAAAUUUGGAAACGUUUACAACCUGCACUGGUAGCAAAACGCAGAGAACCGUGGUUCUGUUUCUUAAGGUCUAAAGCUCGAAGGGCUUGUGAAUAUUGCUUACUGCAAAAGCACUAAUAUGCAAUGGCACGUUGUUUAGAUAUGCAAUCUUACCACGAAGAAAUAACAGAUUUUCUUUGCAUUUUUAGCAGUAGGAACAUUACUGCAGAACCUUAACCCCAUUUCACUAUUUCCUUGUCGGAGACGAAGGUUCAAAUCCGGCCGACAACGAUCGUGUCAAGCGACACGCAGCCAUAAACGUCAUUUUAAAGGCCAUUGAUAUUUGUGUACAUUGUUUACAUUUUGCUUUAUUAGAAACCUUAUUUUCAAUCACGUGUAAUGCGAUAACUUUACAAUGAAGGUGUACAUUAACCAUUUUAGACGCUAGCAUGCAGCAAUCUUCUUGACGGUCACUGGUUAGCGUCAAGACUGUUAACAGCUGCUUCUGAUGUGUGCAGUAAUUUUAGGCAACACUUGUUUGGUAAAUACGACAAUACAGUUUACAGUUCUUAAUAUAUUUUACGCAUGCACCUAGUUUUGUGUUUCUUACUACUGGCAUUUCACACUAUUUUUAUGUUACAUUGUCCAAAGCAUUUGAAGUUUUUUAGUUUGAUGUUUUUUGCUUUUCUGUAUGAUUACAACAUAUCGUUUUGGUUGGUUUUUCUUUGCUUUUUUAUGUGAAUAACACUGUUGUAUAUUUUACUGUUUGACUAUUAUUAAAAUUGAGCACUAAUGCUA